Molecule: messenger RNA, 1494 nt
Organism: Populus trichocarpa (black cottonwood)
Lineage: Eukaryota; Viridiplantae; Streptophyta; Magnoliopsida; Malpighiales; Salicaceae
Product: protein AGENET DOMAIN (AGD)-CONTAINING P1
Exons: 4
Coding region: 149-1180 (343 amino acids)
Source: RefSeq, a predicted model, not a curated record
CCCUAAACUUUUCCUUCCUUCCCUCAUUUCCGAUUAACUCCAACAGAAUCUCUCUAUCUCUAUCUCUCUCUUUCUCUAGGGCGCCAAAAUCCCUAAAAACACUAAAUCUGGAAUAAACCCUAAACCCGUUACCUAACAAACCACAAAAAUGCCGCCAAAAUCCACGCCCAAAUCAAAACCCAACCAAAACCCACAUUUCAAACCAGGCUCAAAAGUAGAAAUCAUGUCAGAAGAGGAAGGAUUCAGAGGCUCCUUCUAUACAGGAACAGUAGUGAAGGCAACAAGAACCUCAAAAUUCAUUGUUGAAUAUGACAAGCUGUUUGAAGAUGAAGAAGGGACAAAACCCUUGCAGGAAACAGUCAAUGAGUUCCAAAUAAGACCAAUAGCCCCAAGAGAGAAGAAGAGGGAGUUCAAGUUUAGUGAAGAAGUUGAUGCUUUUCAUAACGAUGGGUGGUGGGAAGGUGUGAUAACUGAGGUGAAUGAGGAUGGGAAUUUUGCUGUGUUUUUUAGGAGUACUAAAGAGCAGAUUGAGUUUGGCGAGGAGGAUUUGAGGUUGCAUAGGGAGUGGGUUAAUGGGGCGUGGAAACCAACGUUGGAAGGAGAGGAAGAGGAGGAGGUGAAAGAGAAGGAAAAUGAGCAGGGUUCUAGAAAUAAAAGGAAACUCGUUGAAGAAGAAGUGACGAAAGAGGUGAAAAGGAGGGUUAACAAGAAAGUGCCCGAUACAACACAAGAGAAGCCUAUUGAAUCACCAAAAGAUGCAAAGUUUAGCAAGGGAAUGCUAGUUGAGGUUAGCAGUGACGAAGAUGGUUUUAAAGGUGCUUGGUUUGCUGCAACUAUUGUUGAGCCAGUGGGCAAGGACAAGUACCUUAUUGAGUACCAAACCUUGAGAACCGAAGAUGAUAGUGAUUUUCUGAGGGAAGAGAUUGACACUGUGCACAUUAGGCCUCAUCCUCCACAAACUAUAAUUAUUGAUCGAUUCAAGAAGUUGGAAGAAGUUGAUGCUCUGUACAAUGAUGCCUGGUGGGUGGGUGUAGUUUCUAAGGUUAAUACUUUCCCAAAGUAUUCAGUCUUCUUCAAGGAUUCCAAUGAGGAAUUAGAAUUUCAGCACUCUGACUUAAGGCCACAUCAAGACUGGAUCAAUGGCAAAUGGGUCACUCCAUCAAAGGCUUUGAAGCUGUGAUCGCUGGAGAAAGUAGUAGAGCUUUGUGAGAGAACCUGCCAUCUUGCUGUAUAUAUCGCUGUAAUUCGUAUCAAUCUCCAUUUCGUGGCCUAUGGUAGGAGUAGUAGAAUAUCUUGAGGUGUCUUGCUCGACAAGGGUUGUAGAUUCUGCGGCUGAAUUACUGCACUUAUAUAAUCUGGUUCUAUUCCAUUUUCGAAGAUGUCUAGUCCAUUAUACAUGAAACCUCUCUAGUGCAAACCUUAAACUGAUGUCAUCAAAACAUAAAACAACUGUAUGCUGAUGCCAUAUGAUUCACCAUUUGAAGUUUCUCCCUA